AUGGCGAGUUUCUUGCGUAAUGCAUGUGACCAUUGUCGACAGUCCAAGUUGAAAUGCAGCGGUGGCAAGCCUGCUUGUUCUCGCUGUGCACGCAGACACUUAUCCUGCGACUACAGCCCUCUUGGGCCCCGCGGAAGACCACGCCUCACAAAGCAUAGACCAUCCUCGCCUGCUGCAAAACGCCCAAGGACCACUUCUACUCCUACUCUGUCGCAGGACCAGCCGAGGGAUCCUCUCACAGCUCUCCUGAGUCCGGACAAUGAAACAGAUCUGUUCAACAGUCUCGAUCAAUUACCCCUCGUCUUUGGAGAUGACGGUUUUGAUAUGCCGAGCCUCAAUCUCGAUCUGCAGUCUAUGAAUAACUAUCAGAUGGAUCAAAAUCAAACACACCAAAACAGUCUCCCUUCACCAAAUCAGAAUCUGACUGCUUCAAAUCUGAUCGAAACACCACAUUUCGAUGAUUUCAUGGCCUCAGCGGGCGGACUACUAUCGUCUGUAGCUAAGGGGAACGGAUACCAGUCAGACCCGGAUAAUCUAGCCCGUCUCGAUCACCUUCUGCUAUCGCCGCCAUGCCUUGAAAAAUUGCCAUGCAAAGAGGAUAUUGAAAAUUUGAUCAACGAUGACAAAGUGAACACAGUUGUGGAUUGUAUGGCCAAUUGUCAGGAAUCAUCUAACGCCUGUAAGAAUCAUUAUCCGAACCUCGUCUCUCUACCAAGACUGAUAUUAACUCAUUCCUAG
This is a messenger RNA of Fusarium graminearum PH-1, 738 nucleotides long. RefSeq lists its product as uncharacterized. Gene Ontology annotation, cellular component: nucleus. NCBI's taxonomy places the organism in Eukaryota, Fungi, Ascomycota, Sordariomycetes, Hypocreales, Nectriaceae. Gene Ontology annotation, biological process: regulation of DNA-templated transcription. Bases 1 to 738 code for a protein of 245 amino acids. The transcript has a single exon. The record is from RefSeq and is a predicted model, not a curated record. Gene Ontology annotation, molecular function: DNA-binding transcription factor activity, RNA polymerase II-specific; zinc ion binding.